AUGUCAUCUACUAAUACUGCAACUGAUACUAGUGAUUCAACAUCACAAUCGAGUUCUCUAUCUCCAAUUAUAAUUAUAAUAAUUGUCGUAGCUUCAGUUGCGCUUGCUGCUGGAGUUCUCGUGAUUUGGUAUUUCAAUUUCUACCGAAAGAAAAAAAGAAGAGAUGGAUUAAGGCCACUCAUGCUUGGUUCCUCACGCGUAGAACCUAAUCCUCAUAAAAAUACAACACGUGGUAUUCCGAAUGUUUCCCCACAUGUACAAAAACAUGAUGCCCCAUCUGUUGUGUUUGAGGUGCCAGAAAGAGAAAGCGAAAAGUAUGGAAUUCAUGAAAAAGUUAUAACCGAAGAUGAUUCCCUUAGAUCCCCACCUUUGGUUAGAGAAGGACCUGGAGGUUUGAGACGAACACCAACUAGAUCAAUGACUAUGCCUAUGCCAUCUAGAGGAGGUGAAGAGUUUUCGUCAUCGGAGGAGGAAUAUGAUGAUGACGGCGACGACGAAGAAGCAUAUACAGGGGUACCACAACAACAACAUUUUACACAUACCGGUGAACCAUAA
Molecule: messenger RNA, 555 nt
Organism: Racocetra persica
Lineage: Eukaryota; Fungi; Glomeromycota; Glomeromycetes; Diversisporales; Gigasporaceae
Source: the annotation of a GenBank genome assembly